GGAAAACAACAGCAGCUGACAGGUGACAGUGAAGUAAAGCUGUCGGGGCAUCGGUGAGGGCAGACAGGCUCCGUUACCGGGCUGUUUGUUGGCAGGGGCCAGGUUAAUAACCUCCACUAACACACAGCUAACACACACACACACACACACACAGCUAACCCUUUCUAUAUGUGGAGCAGCUAGCAGGAGCCAUGUUGUGUGUCUGUCAUUGAGAAGCUGUAAGCUGAUCAGUAACACUGAUGAGUGUCUAACGGUUCCUGCUGGUUGGCUGGGUGGAACUGCUGGGUGCUGUGACGACACUGUGACGACACUGUGUGAGGACACUUCGGGGACCAGCCUGUCUGCUGCUUCUGCUGGCCCGGCUGCAGAGACCAGGAUGUGACGCUCCUCUGCUGACCAACAAUCAGCAGCAGAAUGUCUGUCAGCUGCCUGCUGAGAAACACCUUCAGGCUGGAGAGGAAACACGUGGCCGCACAUUUGGCCCAGCAGAGAGCGCUGUCCGGGGCCGACGCCGUCAACGCACUCAGACCCUUCUACUUUGCAGUCCAUCCCGACUUCUUCGGUCAAUACCCCAGGGAACGGGAAGUGAAUGAGAAUUCAUUAAAGAGGCUGAAUGGCUAUCUGGACAACCUGCAGAAGCCCGGCUCGCGCUCGGUGCAGCCAGUGAAGCUCACCUUUUACGUCAGGGACACAAAGGACGGCAGCGAUGUGCAGCCGGAGCUCCUCGCCUCGGGGUUCCGGCCAGUGAGUUUCACUCUGCACACAAACGAUGUCCUGAGCACGGUGAAGAACGUCCUCAUGUCCUGCAGCCUGCCCACGGGGCACAUGGAGGGUCUGGCAGCAAAUGCGGAGCCAUCCAAAAGUCCAGCGGAGGCGGGGCUGACCUUCUACAGACCUAUCCGAUGGGAUAAGAGCUACUACACCUUCACUGGGUUCCGAGACCCUGAGCAGGAGCUGCAGCAGGCCCAGAGAAUGGAGCCCACUCUGAUCUCAUGGCUGAGAAACAACGAGCCCGAGGCCACCGAGAAGUACAAUGCUAGUCUUCCUCGGAGAGAAGAGCUGAACAGACUGAAGAAGGAAUUGUGUCACAACUUCAAUCUGGCUGAUAUCAGGUGGCAGCGCAGCUGGGGAGUGGCCCACCGCUGCUCUCAGCUUCAGAGUCUGAGCCGGCUGUCCCAGCAGAACCCCGAGGCCCUGAUCAACCUGCAAGGACACACUGUGGUGUUUGCCGACCAGUCGGGGAUGAACGCCUCGGGACACAUCAUGCUGGGAACCAUGGACGUUCAUCAUCAGUGGACCAAACUGUUUGAGCAGCUGCCCGGCUACCGCAGCCUGCAGCAGCAGACGGACUGGCUAAAGGAGAGGAUCAGCCUCCUGCUGGGUGGCACUCAGGUGGUCCACGUGGAGAGCCUGGGCCCGGUCCAGCCCAUCGCCGAGCACUACAGCACCCUCAGCACCUUCCACAAGACCCUGAUGUCCCGCCGGCUACGCCUGCACCCCCGCAGCCUGCAGGGGCUCACCAUGCUGUUGGAGAACAACCGCUCUAACCCCAGGCUACACGAGACGGGCCACUUCAUCAUCCCCGCCAACUGUGACCCCCCCGAGCUGCAGGUCUUCCUCCAGAGCCAGGCGCGCGAGGCCAGACAGCGCACGCAACGCAAAAACCAGCUGCAGGCGGAGGAGGAGGCUGCGGUGAAGCUGUGUCUCCACAGUCUGUCUCUGAGGAGUCUGUCCAAGGAGCCCAGCGUCAGCUCCAGCCAGAUGAUCCGCUGCUGCAAACGGCUGGUGGAGCAGCGCCCCCCCCUCACGCAGGGCCUCCACUUCUGCGUCUCUCACUUCUACUCGGUCAUGCAGGACGGGGACCUGUGUGUCCCCUGGGACUGGAAGAGCUGAGCUUGCAGGGACACGCGCUCAGUCCAGGCGUUGUGGAGAGCCACAUUUGUAGCCAUUAAAUGUCUUUCAGGCAGGAAAUAGAAGUCGGUUCAUUUCCGAAGGAAUCCUUUUAUUUAGUUGUUAAUUCAAGCCGUGGGGGCUUGUCCAAUAAGAAGCACUUUAUCCUCUUGAUAGAAAUAUGCAAAAUGAUUGACAAGAAAGGAAGAAGAAGAAACACAUUUCUGCUGCAUACAAUUCAAAUGUUUUCUCCCAAAAUACUGGAGACUUCGACCUCUUCCCGAACCAAACGGGGUUUGGUUGAACUGGGAUGAGGGCGGUGGGACAGGCCCAAAAAGCUUCAGCUUUAAUAGGAGGGGGGUUGAGACCUUGACAUAUGCACAUGUUGACAAAGUUUUGUUGUUGUGUGAGAAAGAAUGGAAUAAUAAAUCUGGUAACGGCACAACGUGCUCUAAACGUAGUAAAUACUGACACUAGGGUCAGAACAGCGAACCAUUUGGUACAAAGUGGAGUCCGACCACGUUGAG
Messenger RNA from Perca flavescens (yellow perch), 2417 nucleotides. It is a transcript of the gene tcaim, whose product is annotated as T cell activation inhibitor, mitochondrial. The coding region runs from base 415 to 1893 and encodes 492 amino acids. The record is from RefSeq and is a predicted model, not a curated record. The transcript has 10 exons. Gene Ontology annotation, cellular component: mitochondrion. NCBI's taxonomy places the organism in Eukaryota, Metazoa, Chordata, Actinopteri, Perciformes, Percidae.